Salvia splendens (bonfire salvia) is the source of this 612-nucleotide messenger RNA. RefSeq lists its product as uncharacterized. NCBI's taxonomy places the organism in Eukaryota, Viridiplantae, Streptophyta, Magnoliopsida, Lamiales, Lamiaceae. The transcript has a single exon. The record is from RefSeq and is a predicted model, not a curated record. Bases 1 to 612 code for a protein of 203 amino acids. Gene Ontology annotation, cellular component: cytoplasm; nucleus. Gene Ontology annotation, molecular function: 3'-5' exonuclease activity; nucleic acid binding.
AUGACGACGGCCUACGACGUCCGUUGCGGCUCCUACUGGAUCCGCACCACCGUGAGUUCGGAGCCAGCCACCGCGCAUAGAUGGGUCUGCGAAAUGGUCCACAUCCACGGCCACGAUGCCUACCGCCAAGGCUGCCUCCUGGUGGGGCUGGGCGUCCAGUGGGUCUCCAGGCACGCCGCCACGCUCCAGCUCUGUGCGGGGUCGAGCUGCCUCAUCUUCCAGCUCCACCACGCCGACCACUGCCCCAACGCUCUGCGCAGCUUCCUCAUGGACCAGAACGUCAUCCGCGUCGCGCUGUGGGACCAUGCGAUCUGGGCGAUGCUAUGGAGCUCGCGGCACGCUCUCCUGGUGGGGGAUGUGCGCAGGGCGGCGUACGCGCUCAUGAGGUGCGGCCGGGGAGCGACAAUGGGGCAGCUGGCGGAGGAGAUCAUGGGGAUUCCAGGGAUGCGGAUGGAUGAAGCGGCGGCGUACAGCGACUGGGAGGAUCAACAACUCACACAUCAGCAGAUUCAGUAUGCGUGCCAUGCUGUUUUUCUUCCUUUCUUGAUCGCCGUGGAGAUUCACCUUUGGGAAUAUUUUCUCUUAACUAUUUCAAUUCACAAAUUUGGAUAA